This is a messenger RNA of Oncorhynchus gorbuscha (pink salmon), 2275 nucleotides long. RefSeq lists its product as uncharacterized. The record is from RefSeq and is a predicted model, not a curated record. NCBI's taxonomy places the organism in Eukaryota, Metazoa, Chordata, Actinopteri, Salmoniformes, Salmonidae. Gene Ontology annotation, cellular component: nucleus. The transcript has 6 exons. The coding region runs from base 199 to 1974 and encodes 591 amino acids.
UCUUCUGUGUAAACGGAAGUGAACAGUGACCAAGAACAAUUUCCACAUUUGCGUUUUUAUUUGGACGUUUAUUGACACCAUGGAAAUCAAAAUAUGACAAAUUUAACCGCACAGCAUCACAUACUUAGCCCAUAUAGUCUUUAAUUCUCGUUGGAUAUAGGACUUAGUUGAUAGAUGUUAUCUACCUAGCUGCUAACAAUGGCUAACUGUAUGGUUUUUCACACUCAAAUAGCCUCCAUCAUGGAGGUGCUAGCGAAUGCAGCCGUGGCAGACAUUUGUAAACUCGUAGACGACGACUAUGCAGUGUUUCGUUUGGAAAUUUCUCAAAGCCAGAAAGAAAACAAGACACUGCGGAGGAAACUACAGCUGCUGGAACUGAAGGUGGCACGGGAGCGCGUCCCCGCCAGUCAUCCCAGUAGUGUCAAGAUCCUCGACCGACACCGAAGCAUAGCAAGAGGUGAAGGACAUCUCACUGGAGGCCACAGGAGGGUUGUGAAGCCAGCACAACACAAUACAUGGAGAGAUGACCAACCAAUCACUGUUGAUGAGAGUGGAACCUCAACCCAGCACGUCAUCAUGAUAGAGUCUGCAGAUGCAGAAGCUGCAGGUCCUGGGGUUAAGCAGGAGAGGUCUGAAGGAGAGGAUGACCUACGGCACAGUAGAGACAUCCAGACUGGAGUGCCCCCUGUAGCCACGGAGGACCCCACCACUGCCCCAGCACAGCCCAGGAGCCGACACAGCAUCACGGAGGAGGGACUAGAGGUGCUGCUGGUAAAGGAGGAGGCUCUGGGGAACCCUGAGGGGAACAUGGUCAUGGCGGACAACCAGACUACACCUCCUCCUGAACUCACAGAGGAACCAGCUGAGCAGCACAGGACCACACACAGUCUCACUGAGUCAGUAGACAUGGAGGAUGGGAAGCCUGAUCUGCUGCUGGUCAAAGAGGAGACAAUAGAAGACGGACCAGAGAGCAUUGACCUGCUGAGUGGACUAAAGAUGGGGGAGCAAGGUGGUUGGGUGGAGGCUAACAGAGGAGACUGGGUGGCCAUCUUGGAUUCCCAGACUCAGACGGGUGCAGCCAAGGGCCUGGGGGACAACAUCACUGAGCAGGCCAGGACCAGAGGCGACAUAGUGGACGUCAGCGGCUGGGACAGCAUCCUCAAUUCUGGGCUGGGGAACAACACUGUUGACCACAACCAGGAACAGACAAUGGAACACAAAACAACGUACGAAUUUAGUCUCCAUGACAACAGACUGGCCGAGACCAGGGUGAGGUGUAGAUUUGGUCUGCGUGGACAGAGAGGUGUCCGUAUGCAACGGGAGAGAACAGAAACAGACUCUGUUAACGAUGCUCCGUCCUGCUCCUAUAGUUGUGAUUCAGAGAGACUGAUGGCGCCUCAGGUUAACUCGCUAACAGAUGCUGCCUUCAGCAUACCUUCUAUAGGAUCUAUCAACUGGAACAUGGACCCUGCGACAUCACAGACACCCCCUGACCUUCGUCCUCCUCACACUCUCCUAAUGUUAAACCAAACCUCAGACAAUGCCAGUGCCUCAACACUAAAUGGCUACACAAGCCCAUUGACAAAUUACAGAAUUAGGAUUAAUGCUGUCAGUCGAUCUGGUGGCAAAGAGAAGCGCUUCCCGUGUUCGUUCUGUGGGAAAGCCUUCAGUUUCCCAAAACAGGUGCAGAUCCACCAGAGGGUCCACACAGGGGUAAAACCCUUCAGUUGUACCCAGUGUCACAUGUGCUUUGCUCAGACUGGUGACCUGAAGAGGCAUCAGAGGGUACACACAGGGGAGAAACCCUACAGCUGCCUCCAGUGUGAGAAGAGGUUCUCCCGCAAGCACCAGCUGAAUAGGCACCUGAAGGUUCACACAGGAGAAAGGCCGUUCGCCUGUACACACUGCAGGAAGAGGUUCUCAGAGAGGAGCUGCCUCAGGAUACACCAGCAGAAUGACCAUUCCACUGUAUAACAUAGAAAGGAACCGUAUCACUCAAUACCUUCUGAGGUUUAGAUUAAACCCAGCAGUAAAGAGAAAGAAUAAUUGUCAUUGUUGUCAGCAGGAAAGAUCCACAGAUGCAUUUAGAAUAUCGAGAGUAACAGAUAUUCUUUGGUAGAAUAUGCAUCCAGACAUUGUGUGAUAUACACUGAAUGCACAAAACAUUAAGAACACCUUCCUAAUAUUUAGUUGCACCCCCCUUUUUGCCCUCAGAACAGCUUCAAUUUGUCGGGGCAUUGACUCUACAAGGUGUCGAAAGUGUUCCACAGGAAUG